Messenger RNA from Miscanthus lutarioriparius, 615 nucleotides. NCBI's taxonomy places the organism in Eukaryota, Viridiplantae, Streptophyta, Magnoliopsida, Poales, Poaceae. The record is from the annotation of a GenBank genome assembly.
AUGGAGGAGGCGGCGUCUGCGACAGCGGUGGCGGCGGAGAAGACGACGUCGUCUGAGUCUUUGGGUGCGGGAGGCGACGGCGGCACGCGCCGCCGCCGCUGCCCAGCGCCACGCAAGCUCGCGAGCGACGCGCCGACCCUCGCGGCCAGCCCCACGCCCGCCGCUCUCGGCUCCGUCUGGAACCAGGCUGGCACUUGGGAGGAAAAGAAUUUGAAUUCAUGGGCCAAUAGUAGGAUAAAGGAUUUGCUGGGGUCUUUAGAUCCUUUGGAGUUAUCUACUGGCAAGGCAUCUGUUUAUGAAGUAUCCAGAUGCUCAGGCGACGCGUUCUUGGUCAUUGUCCGCAAUAAGAAGAGAGUAGGCUAUACUUAUGAAUUGAGCUUGAAAUUUAAAGGUGAAUGGUCAAUUAAGGAAGAAAACAAGAAGGUCAAAGGUCAUCUAGAGAUUCCUGAAUUUUCAUUUGGCGAGCUUGAAGACUUGGAGGUAAACGUAACAUUAAGCGAUGCCAAGGAUCUGUCCUCGGAUGACAAAGCUCAAAUCUGCAAGGAUAUGAAGUCCUUCCUUUCACCUAUCCAGGAGAAGCUGCGCGAGUUUGAAAAGGAGCUGAAAGAUAGGUAG